Molecule: messenger RNA, 1317 nt
Organism: Rhizophagus irregularis DAOM 181602=DAOM 197198
Lineage: Eukaryota; Fungi; Glomeromycota; Glomeromycetes; Glomerales; Glomeraceae
Source: RefSeq, a predicted model, not a curated record
AUGGAAGGGGUAGAAUUUACCCAACCAUCAGGAAGUAGCAUUUUGGCUGCUUCGAUGAGCUCUUCGAUAGCUCAGCAACAUAUACAGAUGAAUAGUAAUAUUAACGUAGGGCUUGAGACCUCUAUACAUGCUCAAACUAACGCAAGUCACCCUAGUCAGAAUACAACUUCUAAAGAAGCGAAGAAAGAUGACGGUUGGACUAUUAUUAAGAAGACUCAACGUUUUAGUAUCUUCAUCCUGCAAGACAGUCUUCCAGGCGAUAAUAUUAUUGCUAAGAAAAAUUUUGUCUAUAGGAAAAUUUCGGAUGUGCUUGGGCUAAUUUCAUUGGCACCAACUUUCAUUAAAGGUAUUAAGGUGAUUCGAGCAACAUAUGAAACAGAAGCACAAGCGGCUGAAGUUUGUGCCAAGAAAAUUGCAGAUGAUAAUGAUGUAAGAUUUGCUAAAUUGGAAGUAAUCAACAAUCAGCAACAUGAUAAUCUUAAUGAUUAUGAAAUUAAAAUCUGGGAUGUUCCACUAGAUGUGGACAAGCAGAUGUUAGAAGUAUAUUUGAAAAGUUUCGGACCAAUUAAAACCCUCAAGUUUAAUGUAAAAAAUUUAUGCUAUGAAGUAGUAGUUAGAUUCAACGGUAAACAAGUAGAAGAAAAAUUUAAAGACUUAUGGUCAUUGAGAUUUUGCAAGUAUGCAUUCAGGAUUUUUCCAUCUAAUUUAAUCAAGGAUGAAAAAAAUUUACGUUUUAAAUAUGGGUUGAAAUUAGCUAAUUUACCAGUAGGUACAUAUGCUGCAGAUUUGAAAGAUAUUAUUAUACAAAUGAAGGCGAAAUCAUGUUUCGUACCUAAGAAUAGGUUUUCAAAAAAUUAUGAGAAAGAAAGGUUUGCAUUUGUCUUUUUUGAUAAUGAGAACGACUUUAAUAAUGCCCUAGGAAAAAAAUUCUCUUUCAACAAUCGAGGUUUAGUUUUCGUUAAUUAUGAUGCAGUCACGUGCCAUGUUUGCGGUUCUCCUUAUCAUCGAGUCAGAACAUGUCCAGAAAAUCAAAGGAAAAGAAACUUGUCAUCAACACACGAAGUGUAUCAACAGAUUUAUAGUAGAUAUGGAGUAAAAGCAUCCAGACCAAGUAUAGGAUUCAGACCAUUAUUCCCUAGAAAUUCACAAUAUCAAUCGGAUGAGUCAGAAGGUAUGCACAAUUGGGAUGAGCAAGUCGAACAAGAAAUGCCAUUACAAGGUCCUUCAAGUUAUGCUGAGGCUGCAAAGAAAAUUAAGACAGUAUCCAAUGUGAGAGCAAAUGUUUUAACAUCAAGUCAAGGUCCAUCUCAAUCUUAA